Pyricularia grisea is the source of this 1955-nucleotide messenger RNA. RefSeq lists its product as uncharacterized. The transcript is spliced from 2 exons. The record is from RefSeq and is a predicted model, not a curated record. The coding region runs from base 571 to 1845 and encodes 424 amino acids. Lineage: Eukaryota; Fungi; Ascomycota; Sordariomycetes; Magnaporthales; Pyriculariaceae. Gene Ontology annotation, molecular function: glycerophosphodiester phosphodiesterase activity. Gene Ontology annotation, biological process: lipid metabolic process.
CAGAGAUUGAUAAAACAGGGUUCGACAAACAGGGUCUAAAAUACCAACUUCUUUUUUUCUUUUCUCUUUCUUUUCUCCAUUUUGCUGUACCGAAAGUCAAUCCAACAAUGAUAAAAUGAUUCUUUACCCCCGCGCGAUUGGUUGUUUCCCAUCCGCCAAGGCUGCCCAUCCCCGCUCCCGGGAGGUUGGUUUCCCUGGGCAGCGGGGAUGCUGAAUGAACUGUGCAUCAUUGGAUGAGGGGAACCAUCCCAGUCGACAUGCAGAAUACAGCAGUUGGGUUACGUAUAGUGAGUUCUACAUCAUGAUAAUGAAGCAAUAGUCCACCCUACAAUGUGACAUCCCAAUCGGUUUUAAGCGAGCUGGCAGGGGUUUGUCCUAGCCGAACUCCGAUGAAAGAGACGAUAUAAAAAUAGGUGAGAUUUCUCUCCCGAUCUGCGGAAAAGGUUUUUGCCUGGUACGGCUUCAUCCCGGGUCCUUUUUGACUUCAACUCCCUUCUAUCCUAGCUGCAACACCACGCAGACUGGUUGGUCCUUUGGUCUCCUCUCGCGACCAUCCUCUCCUCAACAACAAUGCGUGUCAACUCCAUUCAGCUCGCCCUUGCCGGGCUCGCAGCUAUCAGCAAUGCAGUGCCUGUCAAGCAGAACUGCAACACCCAGAAGCCUAUCACCAAGCUUCAACUCGGGCCACGUCCUUAUUGGCUGAUUGACAGCCUCGAGGACAGCCCUCUCAAGACUGAGCUUGAGCAGUGCAAAGAGAUGGAGAUGAAGCCUACCGCCUGGUCCAUCGGACACCGAGGCGGCGGCACCAUGCAAAUGCCGGAGGAGUCUGUCGAGUCCAUCCUCGCUGGAACGCGAAUGGGAGCCGGCAUCCAGGAGUGCGAUGUUGCAUUCACCAAGGACCUGGAACUCGUGUGCCGCCACUCGCACUGCGACCUGCACACCACCACCAACAUCGUCGACAUCCCUGAGCUCAACGCCAAGUGCACCACUCCCUUCCAGCCCGCGGACCCGGCCACCGGCAAGGCCGCCACCGCAAAGUGCUGCACCAGCGACAUCACCGUCGCCGAGUACAAGACGCUCUGCGCCAAGAUGGAUGGCUCCAACCCCAACGCCACCACGACGGCCCAGUACCUCAAGGGCACGCCGACGUGGCGGACGGACCUGUACUCCAACGAGUGCGCCAAGGUCCUGACCCACAAGGAGAGCAUCAAGCUCAUCGACAGCCUGGGACUCAAAUUCACCCCCGAGCUCAAGACCCCCGAUGUCCCCAUGCCCUUCGCCGGCGACUACACGCAGGAGAAGUUCGCCCAGCAGAUGAUUGACGAGUACAAGGAGGCCGGCAUCGGCCCGUCGCGCGUCUACCCGCAGUCGUUCUUGUACGCCGACGUCCUGUACUGGCUCAAGGCCGAGCCCGAGUUCGCCAAGCAGGCCGUCCUGCUGGACGAGUCGGCCGACGCCCCCGGCGCAUUCCCCGGCGCGGUCGCGAACCUGACCCGGUACGCCGCCGACGGUGUGCGCAUCAUCGCACCUCCGAUGCCCUACCUCGUGACGGUUGGCAACGACACCAACGGCAAGGAGAAGAUUGUGCCUUCCAUCUACGCCACCGAAGCCAAGCGGCUCGGCAUGGACAUCAUUGCCUGGACGGCCGAGAGGUCCGGCUGGGUUGGCAACGCUGCCCGGUCUAGCGACUACUACUACACCACCAUUGCAAACUACACCAAGAAGGACGGCGAUGUCUUCCAGCUUCUGGACGUCCUGGGCAGGGAUAUCGGUGUCUUGGGAGUCUUCUCUGACUGGUCGGCCACGGUGACGUACUAUGCCAACUGCUUUGGUCUGUUCCCUUGAGAGAUUUAAGACAUGAUGUUAUGAUAGAAUAUAGACUAGCCCAGACUAGCAUAGUACCUAAAAUUAGGCCAGGCCAGGCCACGCCAGUAAUAUAUAACUUGAAAAGAUGG